CCACUAGAUUUUGGGAGUGUGUCUGUAGGUAUUUGUGAUCAUCCAGCUACAAGAACAUAAGUGAUAUCUUCUGAGGAGGUCUGGGGUGUAGUCUGUGUUCAAACCCAAAGGUAUACAGUGGUAGUUGAGAUAAAGAGAAAUUGUAAUGUUACAGCAUACAAAAUGCAUUGUAUACAAUUGUGUGACAGGAGAAGGUCCACAUGCUGUACACCUCAAUGUUCAGGUGUGUAAAGUGUCGCGACUCCUUUAAGAAACAGUCCAUUUCCGGUAUCACGCGUCUCCAUGGUAACGGCUACAAACCGAAGCGAUGAAUAAUUCUUGAUGUCGAGGUGAACAAGUGUCAAAGAAGUGCUGGUAAUUUUAUGUGGAUUUAAAAGAAAGAACUAACUAUUAGUUAGUAAACAAUUAACUGAGAGGGUGAAGGAGGCAGUUGAUUCAAACCGACACGAAGUUUCAGAAUGAACCUGACGGAGUUGGAAGAGCACAUCACACUGAAAUAUGAAAUCAAGAGGAGACUUGGGAAAGGGGCAUAUGGAAUUGUAUGGAAAGCAGUGGACAGGAAGACCGGAGAAACAGUGGCUGUGAAAAAAAUAUUUGAUGCCUUUAGAAACAGAACUGAUGCUCAGAGAACAUUCAGAGAAAUCAUGUUUCUUCAGGAGUUUGGUGAUCAUCCCAAUAUCAUCAAGUUGCUUAACGUCAUCCGAGCCCAGAAUGAUAAAGAUAUUUACUUGGUAUUUGAGUACAUGGAUACCGACCUGCAUGCUGUUAUUAGGAAAGGUAGCCUUUUGAAGGACAUUCAUAAACGAUAUAUCAUGUACCAGCUUCUCAAAGCCACCAAAUAUUUACACUCUGGGAACGUUAUUCACAGGGACCAGAAGCCCUCAAAUAUGCUACUAGAUGCAGACUGCUUUGUCAAACUGUGUGAUUUCGGCUUGGCACGUACCCUGUCCCAGAUUCAAGAGGAUGCUGUGAAUCCGGCUUUAACAGAAUAUGUAGCAACACGGUGGUAUCGUGCUCCUGAGAUUCUCCUCGGCUCCACUAGGUACACGAAAGGGGUGGACAUGUGGAGUGUGGGCUGCAUUCUGGGUGAGAUGUUACUGGGCAAGCCGCUUUUUCCUGGAACCUCGACCAUGAAUCAGAUAGAGAAAAUUAUGAGUUCUAUUCCACAUCCUUUGCCAGAAGACAUCGUGGCCAUCAGGUCAGAGUAUGGAGCAUCUGUAAUUCAGAAAAUGCUACUUAGGCCGCAGGUGCAAUUAGGUGAUUUAAUGCAGCCUUCAGUGCCUCCUGAUGCUCUUGAUCUGCUACAACGCCUGCUUGUCUUUAAUCCAUAUAAACGACUGACUGCAGAGGAGGCUCUCCAGCACCCUUAUGUGGCCAAAUUUCAUAACCCAUCCAGGGAACCUAGUCUGGACUAUGAAGUUAUUCUCGCUGUAGAUGAUGAUGUCCAGCUAUCUGUGACUCAAUACAGAAACAAGCUCUAUGAGAUGAUUCUGGAGAAACGAGCAUCUCGCCAAAUAGCAAGAAAAGCUCAUCUAAAGCAGAAAGCUGAGCAAAGGCCUGGAAGAGAUCUUAGUGAAAACGCUCCGGAUAAAACAAAUAAAAAUGAUAAAGAAUGCAAGAAGACUGAGAAAAAGGAGCCAGAAGGAGACCGGGAAAAGAAAUUGCAACACAACAAAGAGCGACUCGGAGCAGGAUUAGUCGUUUCCAAGCCUGUCACCACACAAGAUCAAACACAACUAGCUGUGGGGAGAAGCAGUCCAGCUGCAAACACCAGCAUAACCAAGACUGUGUACAACCCAAUUACGCAUGUGUCCAAUGUGGUUAGACCCUCCAGUCAACCUUCUUUGGCUGCUCAGCAUCAACAACACAGAUAUGGCAGAAAGGUGGUGCAGCAAUCUCAGAACAAUGACAGCAGUGGCAUUUUGCCUGUACCAGCAUUUAACAAGGGUGUUGAGCAGAGUCAGCAGCGUGGUCAAUCAGCCCCUAUGGGAGGCACGCGCUCCUUUUCUCUCACUCUCUUACAGCCACAAAAUAAUGAUUUGUUUCACAAAGAAGAACCCGUGGUGACACUAGGCCUGUGUGUCACUUCUGCACGGCUGAACCAGCGCUCUCACUCUCAAACUCGGCCUGCAAAGCCUCCCCUUGGGUUUAGCAAGAAAGACUUCCAGAACAACUCAAAUGUUACUUCUUCAGGAGUCCCUCAAACACGACUGGGAAGCAACACUCAGGCCUAUGGAUCCAACAACAGAACAGAGCUGGGCAACCUGCUUCGGGGUCACCAGCAUCUAUAGACGCCUAGACUGCAUAUGUAAAUGCAUUAGAAUAAAAAGAGACAUGCAUCUCUAUCUGAAGGGAUUGCUGUAUGUAGGAUGAUGUAAAAUGUCAUUAAGUUUAAACUAAAUGUAUACUGAAAACUAAAAUGUAGCUUUUCUAGCCAAGUCAUUGAAACUUGUACAGAAAACUUGAACGUCUUGUAAUAAAUAUUAUUUGUAAAUA
This is a messenger RNA of Silurus meridionalis, 2496 nucleotides long. RefSeq names its product mitogen-activated protein kinase 15 (gene mapk15). NCBI's taxonomy places the organism in Eukaryota, Metazoa, Chordata, Actinopteri, Siluriformes, Siluridae. The record is from RefSeq and is a predicted model, not a curated record. Gene Ontology annotation, biological process: protein phosphorylation; intracellular signal transduction. The coding region runs from base 459 to 2291 and encodes 610 amino acids. The transcript is spliced from 14 exons. Gene Ontology annotation, molecular function: MAP kinase activity; ATP binding. Gene Ontology annotation, cellular component: cytoplasm; nucleus.